This is a messenger RNA of Teleopsis dalmanni, 2884 nucleotides long. It is a transcript of the gene Oatp33Eb, whose product is annotated as solute carrier organic anion transporter family member 1A2. NCBI's taxonomy places the organism in Eukaryota, Metazoa, Arthropoda, Insecta, Diptera, Diopsidae. The coding region runs from base 279 to 2750 and encodes 823 amino acids. Gene Ontology annotation, molecular function: protein binding. The record is from RefSeq and is a predicted model, not a curated record. Gene Ontology annotation, cellular component: membrane. The transcript has 7 exons. Gene Ontology annotation, biological process: transmembrane transport; sodium-independent organic anion transport.
CAAUUACACCUGCGUUUCAGUAUUAGUCACUCACUGGCGUAUAACGAGUAUAUUAGCCUGAACAGAGGUUGCGAACAGAGGAAAUUCUACUGUUAUUUAUUCAAAAGAGUACAAAAAAUUAAUUUAAAAUGUUUUGCAAUGAAACAAAAGUGAAGCGAAGGUGUUGAGUUUAAAAGAAAAUUGCACUUCAUUUGAAUUGUGUUUAGAAAAAUUAGCAAAUUAGCAAAAACGAUCAAAUAAUUGAAUAUAAAUAAAAAAAAUUAGAAAAAUAUAGAUCAAUGGCGCCCGCGGAUCGUGGUUCGGAUUUAUCACAAAUAGCUGUGAAUGCUCAUAACAUCCCGGAUGAUAGCGUCGAUUGUGGUAUACGUUUAUUGGGUUGGUGUCGUGGUCCGGGUUGUCAGAAAUAUGCACGCUUACGUACUUUCGUUAUUAUACUCGCCUGUGCUGGCAUCACACAAGGUGCCUGUGAAACAUAUUUCCGGAUAUCGGCUAAGCAGGCUGCAUUAGAAAAUGAUUAUGACCCAAUUGUAGUAGAUUGGCUUUUAGUAAGUAGUGGUUUAUUUCAAGCUGUGUUUGCAUUGGCUUUUGCAUACUGGGCGCAUAAAUUACAUCCAAUAAGUUGGAUGGGUGGUGUAAUUAUGAUACAAGGAGUUACCAGUCUGGUAGCUAUCAUACCGUCAAUUAUGAAUUUCUCUGAUGGAGUUGUGCCAGCUGUUCAAAGUACUGGAAGUGAGGUGUGUAAAGUUUCAUUAAUACGUCCAAUGGCUAAAUCAGCACUUACUGAAGAACAAACUUUUACACUUACUCUUGUAUUACUGUUUGUACUACAACUUUCAAUAGGCUUGGGAUCUUUAGCCUUUUAUAAUAUUGGUAUAACAUAUAUAGAUGACAAUUCAUUAUCGAUCGAUAGUCCUGCUGUCAUAGCUGCCACAGUUGGAGCAAAACUUUUCGGUUUACAAGUUGGUUCUAUACUGAUACUGGGUGUAGGUGCUACAUCAGUUGGUUGGUGGUUAGGUUGGGCUAUACUGGCUCCUAUUAUAUUUGUCACUGGAUUGAUGCUGAGUCUCUUUCCGAGGCGUUUGCCAAAAACCGUAAUCCAUCAAGCUGCACAACGUAUAAUUGAAGAAUCUCGAAACCGACAAUUUGGUAGUCAAUUUUCAACAUAUAUAGAUGAUACAAAUUUUGGGCCAUCUAUAAAGCGUUUGUUUGGUAAUAAAUUGCUUAUGUUCAAUCUUUUGAGCAUUAUGUUUAUACAAGCGGCCACUAUAAACUACAUGUCUCAAGAGGAAGCAUAUCUGCAAUCACGUUUCUUUUUGCCCUUUAGUGAAGAAGACGGCCUGGAACAAGAAUGGAGAGCGCAUUUUGUUUCAUAUUUUUUGAAGCCGCCAGUAGCAGCGAUUAGUAUGCUUAUUGGUGGACUGGUUAUAUCUAAAUUAAAAUUAUCUGGCAGAACUAUUUCGGGCAUCAAUAUAACUUUAGGCACCCUAUUGAUGGGUAUUUAUGUUGCUUUUAUAUUCAUCAAAUGUGAAGUGGGUCCAAUUGGAGGUACGGCAAACGGAAAGGUGCAACAGGCAUAUUGCUCAAGACAAUGCAUUUGUCAGCCGACACAAUUUUUACCAGUAUGUCCUGAGAACUCUACUGUUACUUAUUAUUCACCAUGUUACGCGGGUUGUACAAUCAAAUCAAAUAUAAAUAAUGUUGAGCUCUAUGAAGGCUGCACUUGUGGACAGGGUUACGAUAUGCACACCGCACAAAAUAUACGGGCAACCGAGGGCUCAUGUAGUGCUGACACAUGUUUCGCUAUGUUGGUGGUUUUUCAAGUGUUAAGUUUACUAGGCGCUAGCAUUUAUGGCAUGACAGCAAUUGGAAAAAUUUUAAUAAGUCUGAGGAGUGUAUUGCCUCAGGAUAAGGGGUUAGCCCUAGCUAUGGAAGUAAUGUUAUUUGGUUUAUUUGCAUAUAUUCCAGUACACCUUGCAUAUGACGUUGUAACUCGCACCAGUUGUCUUUACUGGGCGCCAGAAUAUGAACGUUGUGUGCUGCGUGAAACGCCUAAGCAUGGCAACAUACUUAAUAUACUUACGGCGUCAUUAAUAUUUGUAGGCUUAUUCUUUGAUGUACUUGUUUUUAUUUUUGCAAAAGGACUUAAUCUUUAUAACUGCAAAGUAACUGAUGUUAAUUACACACCUUCUUUAUAUUCGCCAGUUCCACGUGAAGACCCUUCACCAGCUGUUCCUGCUGCUAUCGCUGUUCCAGCAAUUGGUGGCAGCCCUGCCACUACCAGUACAAAUAUUUCACCGAUGCAACGUAGAAAAUCUUUGCCUGCACGUGCAGCACCGCGCCCAGAAAUUACAGUUUUCCGGAAUCCCAGUUCAGUUACAACUUCUUCUGGCGAACAAAGUAUAGAUCCAAAUUCAGGCGUUACUUACGCACAAGUAGUUUUUCCACCAGAUAAACAUAAACCGAAUGAUGGAACCACAAGUCCUAAAAGAAUGGCAGCACGUGCCGAUGUUCCACUUCAUCAUUUAUCAGCACAGGAUGUACGAGCACAAUUGGGCGCAUUAAAGUCCUUUAAUCCUGAAAAUAAAAAUACUGAUCCUAAUAUUGCUAUAACACCUUUAACUACUUCUCCCACAACUCCAGCAGUUGCUACAACAACAAACGCAACAAGUAGUGGAGCGUCAAGCAAAACAGCACCGAUUGAAACAGAUUUGGAUACAGUACGUCCGCAAAGUCCAGAAACCGAUUUCUAACUUGAAUAUAUUUUUUGAAUAAUAAACAUUUUUCACAAGAUCGUUAUUUGAAUUUCAAGAUCACCUAAAUAUUUGAUAAGAAUUCAAUUAUUGAGUAUAUAUUAUCUUAUUUAUUUUUUAAGACUAUUUUUUAA